Leptosia nina is the source of this 1107-nucleotide messenger RNA. NCBI's taxonomy places the organism in Eukaryota, Metazoa, Arthropoda, Insecta, Lepidoptera, Pieridae. The record is from the annotation of a GenBank genome assembly.
AUGCAGCUGGCUGAUUUGUUUUGCUACGCCACACUACUGAUAACAUUGACCCCUGCGUUGGUGCAUAGUGAAAAUGAAAAUAAUGAACUUCUAGACUCUACAAAACACAGUUUAAAAAAACGUGAAACUAUAGUCCUUUACGAUAAUUUUCCAUCAGAGCCCAUUUACAAAACUAAGCCUAGGGUGACAUAUCGUAGAAUAUCAUAUCAUAGGCCCAGCCCUAAACCUAAAUACGGACCACCCAGGACGAAAUAUCGAUCAGCGAAACCGCCAAGGAGACCAAUAAAGAAAUACAAGAAAACUGUCCCAAAAUAUGGGCCUCCAAGUCGAAAGAAGCGCCCUGUAAAACCGAGGUAUGGCCCUCCGAAAAACAGUAAUCCAGUGUAUAGCCCACCGAAAAAACCGUACCCAGAUACGCAUACAUACAUUUUGUCGGAACCAGCAGGUUUUGGUGAACCUCCUCAAGAUUAUUAUUCAGACUACAGCAGUCCAAAGCAGUCGUUUGCGGAACCACCUUUAGACUUUCAUACGCCGUCGCGUCCAUUUGAUUUUUAUCAACUAUCCCAAGAUUCCAAUCCGACCAGCUUCGACAGUGAGCCCAGUUUCCAUCAUGAAUUCAAAAACUGGAAUCCCCAUCAAAGUGGUUUCAAUUUUGACACUACUUAUGAGUUUACGAAUCCAGAGCCAUCUUUUAAAGAACGUGAUUUCGAACCGUCGUCGCCGGAUGAUGAAAUCAACACCUACUUAGAACAAUACAAGUAUAGAGAACUUCCUACAGACGAAGAACCUAAUUUAUAUGAAAGGAAACGACGGCCUUACUAUAUCGAUAACAUUAUUAUAACAAAGCCCCAAAAAACACACAAGAAGACUGAUUCUGAUACUGAAGUUGUUGUUGGAGGCAAAUACGCAGAGCCACCAGCGAGAGUUGUCCAUAAAAGCUAUUCAAAUGAUUAUUCAGAAGACGAUGAAAUUCCAUCAGCUAGCUACGUAGAUCCGGAAGUAGCGGUUUCCGCGACGAUAUCGCCUUAUGUUAAUUAUAAAAAUAGUAAUUUAGCAUUUAGCCCACAGAACUUGAAUGAUGCAUUUAGUAUAGUUGAUAAGAAGUAA